AUGCACGCGACGAGCGCCGUAUCGAACACCAUGGAGACUCACUUCCAACCGCAGCCUCUCCAGCCCACGGGCCAAAUCAGCAUCUCCCCAAGAUGGGCCCUCGCCGCCCUCCUCUUCAGCGGCGCUGCACUAGCGACGUUCAGGCUCGCCGGCUCCGCGGCCGAUGACGACGACGACAUCAUCAACAAGGCGAGCUUCAGCGCCUUCACCAUCACGUCGAAGGAGCAGGUCUCACCCACGGCGUUCAUCCUCAGCAUACGCGUCAGCAAAGCUGCAGGUGGGCCCGUGGACUCGCAGCGCAUCGGGCAGGCUUGGGCGCACGGGCUCUGGUCCGUCGAGAUCAAGCAGCCGCAGCUGCAGAUUGCGCGGCACUACACGCCGCUGCCACCACCACCACCUCCGCCUUUUACUAAGUCAGUUGGUGGAGAUCCAAAUGGAGGUAAAGCUCAAGCUGAAGCUGGAAGUGGAAGUGGAUGUAGAGACGACGAGCUGAGGUUCCUCAUCCGCAAGAUGGACGGCGGCGAGAUGUCCAACUACCUCUCCAAGCUGCGCGUCGGCGACCAGGUCUGGCUGCGCGGCCCGCACCUCGGAUUCGACGUCGGGAGGCGGCUGGGCGAGGCGCGGGAUGUCGUGUUCCUGGCGGGUGGGACGGGCAUUGCGCCCGCGCUGCAGGCCGCGCAUCGGCUCUUGGAUAGUAGGCCGUCUACUGGCGUGGCUGUUGGGGACGAGAAGCCGACUGUGUCGAUAAUGUGGGCGAACCGGCGGGCUGUUGAUGCUCUGGGGCGGGAGCAGCGUCAGAUACCGGUGAGGAAGGGCUGGUUUGGGCUCGGGGGCGGUGCGAAGACGGAGACUCCACAACGGGACGAAGGGAAUCAGUCGUCGUUUGCGCGGCAGAUCUUGAGCAUGAAGAAGCAGCAUGGAAAGCAUUUCGACAUAUCCUACUUCGUCGACGAGGAGAAGUCGUUCAUCUCAGCCAAAGACCUCGUUGCGAUCCUUUCGCGGCCGCAGACGACGGCAUCGUCGGGUCUGGCUUCCCCUGCAAAAUCCUGUCCUUGGCAUUCGGCGACCUCAGUGGCAAGGCUGCCCAACGACAACGACGCCGAGCGAGUCAGCGACUGUUCUUGUAAACGGACAGCACCGGGAGACCGACUGGGUGCGGAGCUCUUCUGCGUCUCCGGGCCCGACGGCUUCAUCGAGGCUUAUGCCGGUCCGAAGAGAUGGCAGGAAGGAAACGAGAUGCAAGGGGCUGUUCAGGGCUUGCUUGGCUCGAUGAAGAAGAGUAGGCCGGGGGAGAUGGACGACUGGCUUGUAUUGAAACUGUAG
Molecule: messenger RNA, 1323 nt
Organism: Anthostomella pinea
Lineage: Eukaryota; Fungi; Ascomycota; Sordariomycetes; Xylariales; Xylariaceae
Source: the annotation of a GenBank genome assembly